CUUUUGAAGCGAGUGGCCGGGAGGGGGCUCGGCCCCGUCACUUCAGCUACAAAUGUCACAAUAACGAUGAGUGUCGGGUCCCAAACCCUCCGGGUCCGUGACCCCGUGUGCGGCACUGGGGCUGCAGCCUCGGUCAAGUUACAGUGAAGAUGAAGAUUCUCUCAUAUUGUUACAGAUCCAGAGUCAACUCCCUUCUCCCUGGUUUUAUUGUUUUCUUCCUUACUUGUUAUGUUGACAACAUAGAAUCAGCAAAGUUCACAGUGAUUGGACCCUCUGACCCUGUCACUGCCGUCCUGGGUCAGGAAGCUGUGUUACCCUGUCACCUGUCUCCCCGGAUGAGCGCUGCAAACAUGGAGGUGAGAUGGUUCCGAUCUCAGUUUGUAUCCAUUGUGCACCUGUACCGUGAUGGGAAGGAUCAGUAUGAAAGGCAGAUGCCAGAGUAUCGGGGAAGGACAGAGCUUUUGAAAGCCGGACUCACAGAUGGAAACGUUCCCUUGAGGAUUCUCAAUAUUAGUCGCUCUGAUGAAGGACAAUACCACUGCUUUUUUCAAGACGAUACUUUUUCUGAAGAAACCAUAUUGGAACUGCGAGUAGCAGGUCUGGGCUCUGCUCCUCUCAUCUCUGUUGAGGGUCACCAGGAUGGAGGGAUCCGGGUGGUUUGUCGAUCAGCUGGUUGGUACCCAGAGCCUGAGGUGCUGUGGAAAGACCUCAAUGGACAACAUUUACCAUCACUCUCUGAAACAAAAUCGAGAGGGGAUAACAACCUGUUUGAAACAGAAACUGUGAUCAUUGUAACAGAACAGUCAAACCAAAAAUUGUCUUGUUGCAUCAGGAACACCGUUUUCAAUCAAGAAAAGGAAUCAGCAGUUCAUAUAGCAGAUCCAUUUUUCCCGAGGGUGAAUUCCUGGAUGGUGGCUCUCAGUGUAAUCCUGGUGAUUUUGUUUGGUUUCAUUGGCCUCGCUGCUUAUCUCUUUAAGAUGAAAGGUAAAUGUGAGUGGGAGAAAUAUACUUUUAUCCAUCUUAUUACAGUCGAACCCAUUUAUCUCGACCUCGGGUGGAGAAGAUCUGUGGCACCUAUAGAAGACGUGAAUGUGACUCUGGAUCCAGACACGGUUCAUCCCGAGCUUGUCCUGUCUGAGGAUCGGAAAAGUGUGAGACGGGGAGACAGACGCCAGGAUCUGCCCGACAACCCUGAGAGAUUUGAUACUUGGGGCUGUGUGCUGGGCUGUGAGGGAUUCAGCUCGGGGAGACAUUCCUGGGAGGUGGAGAUGGGGGAUGGGCGAUUCUGGGCUGUGGGGGUGGCCAGAGAAUCUGUGGGGAGGAAAGGAUGGGUCAACCGUAGCCCUGAUGGGGGGAUCUGGGCUGUGGGGCGGUGGGGGGAUCAGCUCCAGGCUCUCACCUCCCCUGAGACCCUCCUGCCCCUGAGCCAGUUCCCCAGCAGGAUUCGGGUUUGUCUGGACUGUGACUGGGGGCAGGUGACAUUUAUCGAUGCUGGUGAUGGGGCCCCGAUCUUCACUUUCCCGCCGGGCUCCGGCCCUGGGGAGAGAAUCCAACCCUGGCUCCAGGUGGGAUACCAAUCCCAGCUCUGCCUGUGUCCCUGAGACAGGGGGACCCUGAAAUUAGCAUCUCUAGUCUCACACGUCCCAGUCUCUCUGACUCUGGAGGACUCCAUCUACCCAGCCCUGGCUCCUCAUUUCUGUGACCCCUGGAAGCUCCUCCUCAUCCCUGCAGCCCCAGGGAUGGGAGGGAGAGGGGGAAGAACCCCUGGGGCUGCAGGAGGGGCAGAGGGGUCCUGAGGGGCAGAGGUGGGGGCUGGGCAGGGGGUGGCACUAACAGCCAGGCUGGGGACAGGCGGAGGUGGGGAUGGCAGGGACACAGCAUGAAUCAAUCAGGGUUUGGGGGGUUGUAGAGAAGCUGGCAGCUGUGCAGCAGCAGGAAGUAUUUUGUACAGAUUGGUGGGAAUAGCUCUCAUUGGGGUCUCCCAGCCAGAGCUCCUGCUGCAGGGCCCAAGUCACCUUCCUUUGUAACUACGGGAGAGCCGGUAACACUCUAAUUGUUACACACACGCGGGAUGGGCAGGGAGAGUUCAAAAAUCAGAAGAUGAAGCAGGAUACGUUAUAUAUUGUUUUGCGCCCUCAUGUUUUGGAGGGUCAAGUUCAUGAUUUUUGGUUCUGACUCAUGAUUUUUAAGUUCUGGGGUUGGCAACACUGAGAGAGUCAUGGGUUGUGGGGGAGGGGGGCGGGGGGCAGGCUGGGCUGAACCAGAGGGAACAGAGAAAACAGGAGGAAAAGAUAAUGUAAAACAAAAUAAACAGAAUCCUGGAGAAAGGGUGAAAAUUAAAUAUAAAGACAAAGAAAGGAAAACAGUCAGAGAGGGAAAACAGCAAGAGGCAGUGCGAGGGGAAGGGAUAAACUCGGGGGAAAGAAUGGAGACCAUGAAGGGGAUGAUCCAUGACAGGGAUCAGAGGAGAGGGGAAGACACAGAGAAAUAAACAGGGAUGGGAAAUGAGGGCUAGAAAAAUGGUGACUACAAAUGAACCAUAUGACAGAGAAGGGAGACGAAAAGGGACAGAGAUUUAUAAAACAUCACUGAAGGUGCGACUGUCACUCAUUAAUUUCAUAUGUUACUUCCUUGACUUUGUUUCCAUUUUAGUUUCAUUAAAAAUAACUGUUCCCAAAACCCGUGGGUCUGUUUUCUAUUGUUGUGGGUAUUAAAGCUGCUUCUCAGCUCCUGUGCACUCUGACGGGUAUUUAUAGUAA
This is a messenger RNA of Mauremys mutica (yellowpond turtle), 2759 nucleotides long. Its product is annotated as butyrophilin subfamily 1 member A1-like. The record is from RefSeq and is a predicted model, not a curated record. Gene Ontology annotation, molecular function: protein binding. Lineage: Eukaryota; Metazoa; Chordata; Testudines; Geoemydidae. The transcript is spliced from 8 exons. The coding region runs from base 150 to 1601 and encodes 483 amino acids.